Molecule: messenger RNA, 288 nt
Organism: Phytophthora sojae
Lineage: Eukaryota; Oomycota; Peronosporomycetes; Peronosporales; Peronosporaceae
Exons: 1
Source: RefSeq, a predicted model, not a curated record
AUAAGCUCGACGGGAGUCCGUUUUGAGCAGAUAUACUCCAAGUUUGCUACUUGCUGUGAGACAGGUCAUAGAGAGGAUGUCAAAAACUAUUUUGAUAAAAACUGGAAGACGUGUUUGCCGAUGUGGGCAAACUUUGAGCGCAGCAAGUGUUUCAGCGCUGGAAAUACGACAACUAAUCGAAUUGAGUCGAAUUGGAACCAGCUCAAGAUGGUUCUCGGAAAGCGGACAAGUAUUGACAAGUAUGUUUCCGCACUUCUGCAGCACCAAGCGCAUGUGCUCAGCCAGAUA